Sphaerodactylus townsendi is the source of this 870-nucleotide messenger RNA. RefSeq names its product C1q and TNF related 8 (gene C1QTNF8). The transcript is spliced from 3 exons. The coding region runs from base 1 to 813 and encodes 270 amino acids. The record is from RefSeq and is a predicted model, not a curated record. Gene Ontology annotation, molecular function: protein binding. Lineage: Eukaryota; Metazoa; Chordata; Lepidosauria; Squamata; Sphaerodactylidae.
AUGGCGGACCACCCUGAUUCAAAUGAGGCAAUGAUGCUCGCCAUCCUUCCAAUUCUCUUCCUGAUCUCUUCUCUGCAAGCCAGCCUCCUGCCAGGAGAAAAGGCCACGCCAAAGAAGGAGACUCGGAGGGGUUCUUGCAUACGAUGCUGUGACUCUUCAGAGCAGCCCGUUUCAAUCACUUCUUCCCGAUACAUCCGCAUGACGAGCGACUCUGCCUACUCGCUCCCCAAAGUCCGCCCCACGAUAGACAUCACGAUCUUGAAAGGUGAAAAAGGUGAAACGGGAUCCACAGGGCUAUCUGGGCCCGAGGGCAAAGAGGGACAGCCAGGCCUACAGGGUUCAAACGGCCGGAAAGGGCAGAAGGGUCAGCUCGGCCUCCCAGGCAACUCUUGCAAGCAGUAUUACGUGGCCUUUUCGGUGGGCCGUCGCAAGCCCCUCCACAGCUCCGACUACUACCAGCACGUCACGUUUGACAUGGAGUUCGUCAAUCUCUAUAAGCACUUCAACAUGUUCACAGGGAAGUUCUUCUGCUACGUGGCCGGGAUCUACUUCUUCAGCCUCAACGUCCACACCUGGAACUACAAGGAGACGUACCUCCACAUCAUGAGGAACAACACGGAGGCCGCCAUCUUGUAUGCCCAACCCAGCGAGCGGAGCAUCAUGCAGAGCCAAAGCCUUAUGCUGGACCUCCUGGAAGGGGACGAGGUCUGGGUGCGAAUGUUCAAGAGGGAGAGGGAGAACGCCAUCUAUAGCGAAGAGUCGGAUAUCUACAUCAUCUUCAAUGGACAUUUAAUUAAGCCAGCCAUAGAAUGAACGGCUUCCAGAUAAAGGCCAUGUUCACGAAGGAACGUCUUCCAGAUGUCGCAUAUC